UGGAUAAUGAAACGAUUGAUUAAUUGAAUAAUUAAACUUUUAUGAUUGUUGAUUAAUUGCUCGAUUGAUUGAUUGCUCGAUUAAUUGAUUGAUAAUUUUGUGUGUCUGUGUGUGUUCGCAGGGCGGUGACGGACCCCCGAGACGGGAAGCGCGUGGCCCUGAAGAAGAUGUCGAACGUGUUCCAGAACGUGGUGUCUGCCCUACGGGUGUACCGGGAGCUCCGCAUGCUCUGCCACUUCCACCACGAGAACGUGCUCUCAGCGCAGGAUAUACUCCAGCCAGGCCCCAUAGACUUCCUACACGAAAU
Aplysia californica (California sea hare) is the source of this 307-nucleotide messenger RNA. RefSeq names its product serine/threonine-protein kinase NLK2. Gene Ontology annotation, biological process: intracellular signal transduction; protein phosphorylation. The record is from RefSeq and is a predicted model, not a curated record. NCBI's taxonomy places the organism in Eukaryota, Metazoa, Mollusca, Gastropoda, Aplysiida, Aplysiidae. Gene Ontology annotation, cellular component: nucleus; cytoplasm. Gene Ontology annotation, molecular function: MAP kinase activity; ATP binding.